GGCCCGCGCACUCUUGGCAAAGUUUCAGUGCGACUGGAGGCGCCGGGCGCUCCAUGGCCGCGCCGUAACGGGGACCCAGCCGCCUCCCCGCCCAGCCCAGCCCAGCCCUUCCGCCCGCCCAGGAUGGAGGCGCCCGCCAGCGCGCAGACCCCACACCCGCACGAGCCCAUCAGCUUCGGCAUCGACCAAAUCCUCAACAGCCCCGACCAGGACAGCGCGCCCGCCCCGCGGGGCCCCGACGGCGCCAGCUACCUGGGAGGGCCCCCCGGGGGCCGUCCGGGCGCCGCGUACCCGUCUCUGCCCGCCUCCUUUGCGGGCCUCGGCGCGCCCUUCGAGGACGCGGGAUCUUACAGUGUCAACCUAAGCCUGGCCCCCGCCGGCGUGAUCCGGGUGCCAGCGCACAGGCCGCUCCCUGGGGCCGUGCCGCCGCCUCUGCCUAGCGCGCUGCCCGCCAUGCCCUCCGUGCCCACGGUCUCCAGCCUGGGCGGCCUCAAUUUCCCCUGGAUGGAGAGCAGUCGUCGCUUUGUAAAGGACCGCUUCACAGCGGCGGCCGCGCUCACGCCCUUCACCGUGACCCGGCGCAUUGGCCACCCCUACCAGAACCGGACGCCGCCCAAGCGUAAGAAGCCGCGCACGUCCUUUUCCCGGGUGCAGAUCUGUGAGCUGGAAAAGCGCUUCCAUCGCCAAAAGUACCUGGCUUCGGCCGAGAGGGCGGCGCUCGCCAAGUCCCUCAAAAUGACGGACGCGCAGGUCAAGACCUGGUUCCAAAAUCGGAGGACCAAGUGGCGGCGGCAGACGGCGGAGGAGCGGGAGGCGGAGCGGCAGCAGGCGAGCCGGCUCAUGCUGCAGCUGCAACACGACGCCUUCCAGAAGAGCCUCAACGACUCCAUCCAGCCCGACCCGCUCUGUCUGCACAACUCGUCGCUCUUUGCUCUGCAGAAUCUGCAGCCCUGGGAGGAGGACAGUUCCAAGGUCCCCGCUGUCACCUCUCUGGUGUGAGCCACCGGUGUGCACCGUAGCUACGGAUCGCCGCCCCCACCAGGCGGGGCGCCCGGGUCCCCCAGCCGGGCUGGGGAGGGAUGCUGGGCCGAGAGGGGUAGGGGGGCCCGACUCGCGUGGGUCUUGGAGCGCGCCGCACAGCGCCGGCCGCGGAGAGGGGCUGGGCCCAGGUCCUCGCGGCUGCACAAUCCGAGCCCCCCGCCCCGCGCCCCGUCCCGCCCCAGGCCCGGGCCUGACAAAGAAGCGCCUUACGUUACUCCGCCCCGCGCCCGCACCCUCGGGCUGGGCGCCUGUAUUAUACUUUGUACUUUUGCCCAAACGUGUAAAUAAUAAAAGUUUUGGCUUUUUUCUUUAGAAACCGGCCACCUGCUUCCCCUGCGGGGCCGCUAGAGGAGGGGCAGCCGACCCGGCGACUCGGGGGAAGCUUGUGGGGCCGGGGGCACCCAGCGUUUAGGUUGGGUGCACGCCUCUCCUUUUCCGUUCCUUUUAUUUAAGUCGUUUUAUUUAAUAAAAAGUUAGCUAUUUCACUUAAUGCCGCUUUUAUUUCGUUUUCUUUCCUCGAACGCUCGGCGACCCCGGCCCUUGCGCUUUGCCUAUCGCUAGCGAGCGGCGGUGUGCGCGGGCGCGUCUAGGUCUGCGAGCUGCACUGGUUUCG
Molecule: messenger RNA, 1654 nt
Organism: Mastomys coucha (southern multimammate mouse)
Lineage: Eukaryota; Metazoa; Chordata; Mammalia; Rodentia; Muridae
Gene: Tlx3
Product: T cell leukemia homeobox 3
Exons: 3
Coding region: 124-999 (291 amino acids)
Biological process (GO): regulation of transcription by RNA polymerase II; animal organ development
Cellular component (GO): nucleus
Molecular function (GO): RNA polymerase II cis-regulatory region sequence-specific DNA binding; DNA-binding transcription factor activity, RNA polymerase II-specific
Source: RefSeq, a predicted model, not a curated record